AUGGUACAUGGUGGAAAGCGUGACCGCCGGACUACUACCGAUGCUCGUCCCAAGGUGAUUGCAGAGUACGAGCGCGCAGUGAUCUUUCGGUUGGGCCGAAUCAGGCCGGAUGGUGCUAAGGGUCCCGGCCUCUUCUUCGUUCUUCCUUGUCUGGAUCGUCUGCGCAAGGUCGACCUUCGCACCGUCACCUUCGAUGUCCCACCGCAAGAGGUGCUAACAAAAGACUCAGUGACAGUGGCGGUGGACGCCGUAGUGUAUUACCGCAUUUAUAACCCCAUCGUAGCAGUGACCAACGUGGAGGAUGCGGAUCGGUCUACGCGUCUGCUAGCAGCCACCACCCUCCGCAACGUUCUUGGCACCAAAAGCCUCUCCGAGAUCCUCUCCGAGAGGGAGUCCAUUUCGACCUCCAUGCAGACGAUGCUGGACGAUGCAACACAACCAUGGGGCGUCAAAGUGGAGCGUGUCGAAGUAAAGGACGUCCGACUGCCGUUGCAGUUACAGAGAACAAUGGCCGCAGAAGCCGAAGCCACGCGUGAAGCUCAAGCAAAGGUGAUAGCGGCAGAGGGUGAGAAGCGCUCCUCAGCAGCUCUGAAGGAGGCAGCGGACGUGUUGAUGGACUCACCACUGGCUCUUCACUUGCGCUAUCUACAAACUCUCAAUGCAAUUUCCGCGGAGAAAAACUCCACAAUCAUCUUCCCCCUGCCUCUAGGGCUGAUCCGGAGUUUUCUAAGGAGAGAAUAG
Echinococcus granulosus is the source of this 741-nucleotide messenger RNA. Its product is annotated as Mechanosensory protein. Gene Ontology annotation, cellular component: plasma membrane. Bases 1 to 741 code for a protein of 246 amino acids. The transcript is spliced from 6 exons. The record is from RefSeq and is a predicted model, not a curated record. Lineage: Eukaryota; Metazoa; Platyhelminthes; Cestoda; Cyclophyllidea; Taeniidae.